AGGAGGAUGAUGAUGAUAUCCAAGGGUCGGAAGCGCAAUGUCGAUGAUGUCGUGGGGGGCAUGCGUAGCGGCACUUGGGAGAGCCAGCGGCAGUCCGUGCUUGGCAUCUCCCUUGUCAAGUACCACCGCGGGCAGGAGCUGAUGGAGCCUAGUUUGCGCCGCACCGUGUUGAUAGCCAACACCCUGCGGCAUAUACACCUAGAAAACAAGCCUCCAUAUGGGUUAGUUAACCUGACAGGAACAGUGCCACCCAUGGUCCCAUCUAAACCCUGCCUCCACAGGGAGUCUGGUCUGGGUGUUGUAAACAGUGCCUCAGGUGUCGAGGACAAGGAGGAUGUCUGGAUGUCCUCAGAGAGUGACUUCUCCCUGUCAGCUGCUGUCUCCUCCAUUCUGAAAGAACUAGACUUGACUGUCGAUAGAGGGCGGUCACCUCAGAGGACACCUUUCAGGUCCAUUGAGAACCUACCUGGAGACCUGGGGCUCAAACGGAGCUGGGUGGCUUUUGGUAGGGUGGAGGAGGUUGUGUGUUCCAGCUACCUGCAGGAUGUAAAACUAGAUGAACUUUUCCAUGACAUCGACACAUCUGUGUUUGACAGGGAGAUGGGGGGUCCGAGCACUCUGCUGCAGCCAGUGACGAGCUGCUUAAGUACUUACCCUCUCUGUCCUCCGUUCCGUCCACUUCACCCUCUUAUCUCUCAACCAGAGCUUCAGGGACCUGCAUGAGCUGGAGCACAUCAUGGAAAUACUGGUAGAGUCUUGAUCACCAGAACUUUGAAGAAAUUAGGACAUUAUCAAGAGAACAAGACAUUGAAAUUGAGUGUUUACUCUGUCCAGUUGAUCACAUGGUUUAGUGAGUGAAAUGCUCUAUUUUUAUACAAAAGAAGAACAGGCUGAAUGAGAGACUAGCCUACUUUUUCUAGUAGUGAUGUUUUAAACGUCAUAUUCCUUAUGCCUAGCUAUAUCAAGAGAUUAUAUUGUAAGAUGUUCCUAAUAGCAAAGCAGUUCAGACUGAUGUCCAAGAAAUUAAUUAGUGGUUAGGUAGGAUUGACUCAGUUGGAAUUUCUGAAUAUCAUUACAUGCCUCAGGCAUCUAUUUAAUUGAAGGUAGAUGACCGUUUUUUAAUGUGUAAAAACAUUAACCUGAGGGGAAAUGUCAUCUUUGAAGAAAUCCCCUUCACUGGUCUUACUCCAGUAAGUAGAGGGUUAAUAUUGAACACAUUCUCACAUCCUUCAAUAUCACAAAAGUACAACUGAACUACAAUAGUACUGCAUUCUAUUGGUCAAUAUGUUCUGUAGUAGUAGUCUAACGUGCUUAACCAGUAUGCAUAAUUAGGCUACAUAUUGAGAUGUGCCAAUAACUUACAGCGUGCUUUGGUCAUUAGGAAAUACAAAUAUUACCUUAACCUGAGUUACUGGCUGUGAAAUGUCAUGGUGCUUACCAGUAGUUCAAUAUCAGGUUAUAACAGCUGGAGUUAAUAUAGAGGAAUUCCUCAGUUUGGUUCUGUUGGCGUGCAAUGAUGUCUGUCCUAAGGGGAAAAAUAGUGUUUGCUUGCAGUAACUUGGUUACAGUAAUGUCCCAGACAGAAGUGGGUCUAUUGUGUGGCAUUUUUAGAAAAUGUCAAACCAGGGUCAGAAAUGGUUCAAAGGAUGACUUAUUUAUAGAAAAUUCCUAUUUAAAUGUCCAGCUAAAUAUGUGAUCUAUAUGUUACACAAUGGUAGUUUGUAUUUUUUAUAUUCUUGUUUAUAUAAUGUAUUUUGGCUCAAUGCCCUGAAAAAGCUAAUUAUGCUGACAUUUUUCAAUGAAAGACAUGUAUGUGCACUGUCAAAUUUAUGCAAACACAAUGUUAAUAUUUUUUUUAUACAUUCUAAAAUUAAAUGGGUUUGUGCCAAUCUUUUCAAACAAUGACACUUGUCUCAACUGCGAUACAGUACAGUAGAUUCACACCUUCGGUGGGGAUCAUACUGCAGAACACCAGCAAGCAGCCAGAGAAAAUACUCAACGUCCCGUUCUGACCCCAAGUGGACAUUGUCAGAACAAUGCAAGUGCCUCGCA
Molecule: messenger RNA, 2052 nt
Organism: Oncorhynchus gorbuscha (pink salmon)
Lineage: Eukaryota; Metazoa; Chordata; Actinopteri; Salmoniformes; Salmonidae
Product: SERTA domain-containing protein 3-like
Exons: 1
Coding region: 7-723 (238 amino acids)
Cellular component (GO): nucleus
Molecular function (GO): transcription regulator activity
Source: RefSeq, a predicted model, not a curated record